CAGGUACUGGAAACUCCUCGGCGCCAUCUUCUUUAGGCUGUUGCCUGUGGCGUAGCUCAUUCUACUUUCUGAUUCUGUUACUCCUGUAUCUGGACUCGCUGGCUGUGAGAUUUUAAUAUUGAGGUGUAUCUUACCUUUUGGGCAACCUUAAGAGGCAGGUGAGUCAGAACUUCAGAGGAGAGUGUCUGCACCCCACUGACUCUGCAGAUUACCUUUUCAUGUAAUUUGAAGCCAUCAGCCAGAUCUCUGAAAACAGACUGUUGCUUCAAUCAGUAAUAAUCCUGUCAUACAUCAUGAUGUUUCCCUUGGCCAGAUAUGCACUAAACUAUCUCAAGACUCCAAGCAUUCUGAAAGUUGUGGGAAGACAGAACCACUCAAAGUCCCCACCAGACUUUCAUGACAAGUUUGGCAAUAUGAUGCUAAUUAGUGGGACCACUUUCUGUUUUGCUGGGUAUGCAAUUUAUAUGACACAGAUGGGAGUGGAGUGGAACCUGUCUCCUGUUGGCAGAGUUACCCCAAAAGAGUGGAAGAAUAAGUAACCAUCUUAGAUUCAAUAAUGCAGAAUUGUCUCAAAACAAACCUGUCAUGGAAAUGUUCUUCUGUUCAUUAAAAUAUAGCAUAACAAAAGAAAUAAAAUUCAUUCAAAAGAACUAACAAGUUGUUGAAAAUUAUCAUUUAGUUCCUGAAAGCAGUACACUAGCAGU
This is a messenger RNA of Apodemus sylvaticus (European woodmouse), 704 nucleotides long. Its product is annotated as cytochrome c oxidase subunit 7B2, mitochondrial. The coding region runs from base 294 to 539 and encodes 81 amino acids. Gene Ontology annotation, biological process: mitochondrial electron transport, cytochrome c to oxygen. Lineage: Eukaryota; Metazoa; Chordata; Mammalia; Rodentia; Muridae. The record is from RefSeq and is a predicted model, not a curated record. The transcript is spliced from 6 exons.